GGUGAUUAGUGAUACUCGAGUUAUGUCGGAUCGUCAGGUACAGCUCCACCAUCAUCAAUCUUUCUAUUCAUAUAUCACAACUUCAAGCGCAAUCACGACGUAUCUAUAUCCAUCCUACAGAAAACUUUCGAAAAAAAGCGAAAUUUUUCAGAAAAGGGCUUCUCAUCUUUCGAAAUGUCGACCUCAAACCCCACAAUCCACCAACACACCGGACCCUUUCCCACUCCGUCCUCUCGUCAAAACCCCGCUCUCCAUUUCCUCGAAAAAUAUGCCAAUAAAAUAAAUUCCGCGUCCUACGAAGGUUCAUAUCUUCCCUACUACCAUCCACGUGGUAUCUUUCACGACGCUACUGGUGUUGAUUACAUCGGCGGCGCUGUAAUAUGGAAAUGGAUUCAGGGUUUAUUCGGGGGUGACGUCUUCUCGAAGAUAGAAAUGGAGAGUAAGGAGUUUUUUGUAAUCGGAGGACUAGAUGAAAGCACGGCGGGUCCAGCAGGAAAAGCGGAAUGGAAAAUAUAUGGAGAGUGGAUAGCUCAUUGGUGGGUGAAGAGCACAGGAGAGAAAAUUAGUGUACCGAGGAGUAUGGUAUUUACGUUGGUGAAAGCUGAGGGCGAGGGAACUGGAAAAAAUCUGGAUGCUAAUGGGGCGGUCGUAGAGGAAGUAGGGUUUGAGGGGUUGCAGAUUGGUGAUGUAAGAUUAUACUAUGAUCGCAGUUUGUUGACGGGAAUAUUUAGAAUCAGUGAGCAGGAGAUAGAGAAAUUUGGGGCUUGAUUUGGGUACCGGGAAGACGAGAGUACUGUAUCGCCAAAGCCCCUUAGUUGCCUCCUCUUAAGGCACGUUAUUUGGGAGAGAUUAGUAUGAUGAGAUGAUCUAUAAUUUACAACCUCA
This is a messenger RNA of Botrytis cinerea B05.10, 885 nucleotides long. RefSeq lists its product as hypothetical. The record is from RefSeq and is a predicted model, not a curated record. The coding region runs from base 175 to 768 and encodes 197 amino acids. The transcript has a single exon. Lineage: Eukaryota; Fungi; Ascomycota; Leotiomycetes; Helotiales; Sclerotiniaceae.